CUGAGAGAGAGGGUAAGGACGUGUUAAGACCAACGCUGACAAGAAGAAACUUUGCCUGUCUGCAGUCAUGAAGGUGUGCAUCAUUGGUGCGGGUGUCAUCGGUCUCUCCACUGCUCAGAGCAUCUACCAGCACUUCCACAGCAGAGUCUCUCCUCUGACCAUAGAGGUUUAUGCUGAUAUCUUCACUCCUCUGACCACCAGCGACGGGGCAGCUGGAUUCUGGCAGCCCUAUCUCUACGACAAGGGCAACGUCAAAGAAACUCAAUGGAACAAAGAGACCUUUAACUAUCUACUGAGUUUCAUCAGCUCUCCAGAUUCAAUCAAAAUGGGAAUCUUCCUUCAGUCUGGCUACAAUCUGUGUGCUGAACCAAUGCUGGAGCCCUCAUUUAAAGAAGCGGUUUUGGGUUUUCGUCAGCUUUCUAAACGGGAAUUAGAGAUGUUCCCGGGUUACAGUUUUGGCUGGUUUAACACUGCUCUCGUAAUUGAAGGAAAGACGUAUUUACCCUGGCUCAUGGAUUGGUUAAAUCAAAGAGGGGUCAAAUUUUUUCAGAGGAAGAUUGAUUCAUUUAAAGAGUUGUCAGACAGUGGUGCUGAUGUGAUCAUCAACUGCUCUGGUGUUCGCUCAGGAGAGCUGCAGCCUGAUCCUGAGCUCCAGCCAGCCAGAGGACAGAUCAUAAAGGUAGACGCUCCCUGGUUAAAGCACUGGGUCAUCACGCAUGAUUCCAAAUUAGGAACCUAUAAUACACCGUACCUCAUUCCUGGGAGUCGUUUGGUCACUGUUGGUGGAGUUUUCCAAGUGGGAAACUGGAGUCGGCUGAACAGUUCUGUUGAACAUAAACAAAUCUGGGAAGCCGCUUGCAAACUUGAGCCCAGUCUACAGCAUGCGCGGAUAGUAGAAGACUGGACUGGUCUCAGACCUGCACGCAGUAAAGUCAGACUGGAGAGAGAAUCCAUAAGAUCUGGAGGACACUCAUUUGAGGUCAUCCAUAACUAUGGACAUGGAGGUUUUGGACUGACCAUCCAUCGUGGGUGUGCUGAGGAAGCUGCUCGGCUCUUUGGACAGUUCCUGGAGCAGAAAGGAUUGCUAGCAGCACAAGCUAAAUCACGUCUCUGAAAGAUAUGAGCCUCUUUGAACAGUGUUAUCAUUAAUCAUACAUCAGCAAUAUUUUCCCUAAUCUCAUGUGCUCUGAUUUCAAAAGAUACAAUUAUUACUAUAUAAUGUUUGUGAUAUGCGUUAUGAGUGACCCAAUGUUUCUGUUUUCUCUUUUUUCUCAUUUUUUUGACUGCAUUAUCAUUGCCUUUGGCAGUGUGUGCCGGUAACGGCAAAAAAUGCCAGUGGUAUACUAUUCUUCUCCAAGGAAUGUAAAACGAGCAGCUAAAUUACAAUGCUUUACACUAACUUGUAUUUUUUUAUGAGUCAAUUUUUUUUUACACUAACUUGUCUUAACAAAUGUCUUGAUGGGCUGGGACACAGCAGCUCUUCUGGCUUCAGUCUCCCUUUCUUUACGUUUCUGGUGCCCUGAUUUAUGUUUUCAUUUAAUUUUAUUGGUAAGUCAAUCCUUUGAUCAAGUUUAUCUACAAAUUAAACACUGGUCUUAUUCAC
Danio aesculapii is the source of this 1603-nucleotide messenger RNA. It is a transcript of the gene dao.1, whose product is annotated as D-amino-acid oxidase, tandem duplicate 1. The transcript has 11 exons. Bases 68 to 1114 code for a protein of 348 amino acids. Gene Ontology annotation, molecular function: FAD binding; D-amino-acid oxidase activity. NCBI's taxonomy places the organism in Eukaryota, Metazoa, Chordata, Actinopteri, Cypriniformes, Danionidae. The record is from RefSeq and is a predicted model, not a curated record.